UGCGUAGUAGCUCAACAGCUAUUACGCAAUCUCGGGUUAACUGUACUUGGCCAUGCACUUGAUGACGGUGGGUAUCUAGUGACAGGUUUCGUCGCAUCGACCCCGCCGGUGUGCGCAUGCUCACCGACGCCGUCCAGCUCCGUCUGCUACUCUCGUUACGCGCGCGCGGGUAGCCGCAUAUCCCGGCGCGUCUGCGCGCAUCAGCAGCGGUUCUACACGAGAUGCGCGGCCGACGGCUACGCGUCAUCUACUGCGUCGUAGCGCUGCUGUGUUGCGUCGCGUAUCUACUGCAGUAUUCGUCUAUCUACGGUGUCGCGCCCCGUGGCGACCGGACGCACCUAACCGGUUACCGGAACCGAAGGGUUAGCCGCGCAAAGCCCGGUAACCGGACCGUCGAUUCAUCGCCGCUGAGAACGCGGCCGGCGGCCGUACCUAGAUUCACUGUCGUCAUGAUGACGUAUCGACGCAAUGACCUGCUGCGCAUGGUACUGACUAACUACUCCAAGAUGGCGUUCAUAUACAAAAUCAUUCUGCUCUGGCAUAAUCUGGGCGAAGAAGUGCCCGAUUUUCCCUAUGAUAUCGUCAAAGGCGCCGGCAAAGAACUGAUCGUGAUUCGACCCGAACGAAAUCUGCUGAGUAAUCGAAUGCGAUUAUCUGCCGAUCUCAUGACUGAAGCCGUGCUAAUAAGUGACGAUGAUACCCUGAUCAGCGAGGCUGAUCUCCUAAGAGCCUACACGCUGUGGAGAUGGGCACCCAACAAACUGUUCGGAAUACUCGUUUGCAGAGCGCACGCGCUGCGUCCGGACGGAACAUACGACUACAUUAAAACGGAUUCUAAAGCGGAAAUACUCGAUUAUUAUUACCAGGCAACGGUGGCCUCCAGAGCCGAGAAGGCUAUUACUUAUUAG
Molecule: messenger RNA, 908 nt
Organism: Priapulus caudatus
Lineage: Eukaryota; Metazoa; Priapulida; Priapulimorpha; Priapulimorphida; Priapulidae
Product: exostosin-like 2
Exons: 5
Coding region: 222-908 (228 amino acids)
Cellular component (GO): membrane
Molecular function (GO): glycosyltransferase activity
Source: RefSeq, a predicted model, not a curated record